This is a messenger RNA of Fusarium coffeatum, 978 nucleotides long. RefSeq lists its product as uncharacterized. The transcript has 2 exons. Lineage: Eukaryota; Fungi; Ascomycota; Sordariomycetes; Hypocreales; Nectriaceae. The record is from RefSeq and is a predicted model, not a curated record. Bases 1 to 978 code for a protein of 325 amino acids.
AUGCGGGGGCGAAUGUCGUCAAUGUCUCCGCCAUCAGACGAACCGGAUUGUCAGAACGCCAGCUUCGACGACGCUCAGACCAAAGUCGAAACCACGAAGCAAACUCCUGGUGAGCUUCAAGCUCGAUCCAGAGGCGUUCCUGGACAGAGACAGCAACACAAAGCCCCAACGUUUCAAACCGCAGACUCAAAUGGAGAAGGAAAGAAGCUCCCAGAAUUGAAGAUUGAGGAUCUACCGUUGAGACCCAAUGAAGUCUGGGACCGCUCUAGUGCGAUAAAUCUCUGCACGUUGUUCAACCAGCACCAAGCGAGCAUGCCCUCACGCGUUCGCCUCAAGUUACUCCAUCUACUCAAAACUGGCCAAUUCAAACAUAAUGACCAGUCGAUAUGCAGCCCACUCAAGCACCAACUCAGCCUACAGAUGUAUGACGAGGAUGCUGGAGAGCCGAAAUGGAUCAAUGCCACUUACGAAAGGUGGUUUAUCCUAGUUGGUAUCUACGGGUACGCUACGCUUAGAAGCAAGGCCAGCGGCCUUUGGAAAGCUGUAAUAAUGCGCUAUGGUGAGCGCCUUGACACUGAAUUGGCGUUUAAGAAGUCACCAGACGAGACCGGAAGUCUUUUGCGCCCCUUUCUUUCACAGCUGGGCGAGGAAGUGUCUAUGUGGACUCCCACGAUUCAACAACAUGGAUACAUGCUACGGCAGCAUGAGCAAAUCAUACGAACACAGUCCGCCAUGAUCCAACAGCUUCGAGAGGCAAAUUCUAACCAGCAGAAGCAGAUCGAUCAACUGAAGGCAAUUGUGGGGGUUCAGGUCCAUACACGCCCCCAGGGAAACAUGACAGGCAGGGACAAUAACAUCAACCGGGACGGUGGGGCAUCCAAUGCAGAUAUUGGCAGCGAUGAGAGCUCGCCCCAACAAUCUAAGAUACCGAGCAAGCGAGCCCGUCACAUUUGGGAGGCAGGGAGGACGUCAGAGUAA